Molecule: messenger RNA, 243 nt
Organism: Dibothriocephalus latus
Lineage: Eukaryota; Metazoa; Platyhelminthes; Cestoda; Diphyllobothriidea; Diphyllobothriidae
Source: the annotation of a GenBank genome assembly
CUAGGAGAAAAACUGGAUCGAAUAAGCGAGAGUCUCAAUCGUUUCAAGUCCACAAAACUGUAUCCCUUUAUUACAUCCCUGGAAUCCCCCGGAGUUCUUGUUGAACCCAACACUUCCUCCACUGCAACAAAGGGUGCCUGUUCAACUACCCGAUACCGGUCUCGGGCUACCGCUCACUUAGAAUCAAUGAUUAACUGCGCGGAAUCCAAAUACAAAGAGUGGAACGAACGGCGUCGAAAAUGA